This is a messenger RNA of Herpailurus yagouaroundi (jaguarundi), 2949 nucleotides long. It is a transcript of the gene BCAT1, whose product is annotated as branched chain amino acid transaminase 1. Gene Ontology annotation, cellular component: mitochondrion. The record is from RefSeq and is a predicted model, not a curated record. Gene Ontology annotation, biological process: L-valine biosynthetic process; L-leucine biosynthetic process. Gene Ontology annotation, molecular function: branched-chain-amino-acid:2-oxoglutarate transaminase activity. The coding region runs from base 1014 to 2171 and encodes 385 amino acids. Lineage: Eukaryota; Metazoa; Chordata; Mammalia; Carnivora; Felidae. The transcript is spliced from 11 exons.
GAACCCAGACGUUUGCGGAAGGGGGGCGGAUUGCACCGGCGUCUCCGAAGCCUGCCGGCCUGGUCGGGCGCAUCGCUGUCGUUUCCUGCACUAUCCUGCUUCGCCGCACACCGCCGUUCCGUCUCCACCCCGGCGUUUCCUCUCUCCCCAAUCCUAACCGAAAUCUAGAGCCCCAGCCAGCGAACUCCGCCUUGGAGAGGCCCCCGCCGGCCAGGUCUAAUGCCCAGCCGCUGACGUGCUCCGGAGCGCGGCGUGGACAGCCACCGGGGAUGUGAGGGUCGCCAUGGAAGCUGCUUUGGGGGAGGAGGGGGAAGCGGAAUUUCUGGGCUGCCAGAACUGACAACCACAUCCUGCGUUCCUUUGCCACCCCAAAAUAUUUUGACCGCAGCCUUCUGCCUUCUUGGAUUCCACCCCCCCCCCCCACCUUUCCCCCCCCCUCCAUCUCUUCUGUAGCUAUUUAGCAGAUGGGGGGGGGGGGUGUUUGUUUUGUUUUUAAGGUCUGCACCUUUCCCCAACUCGUCCCUCAACCAUUGUGCCCUUAAGUAUCUUUUGAAUUACCCCCUAAUUUCCUGAGGUUAUGUCCUUAACCUGUGAGGUUUGGUGUCCGUGCGCCCGCAUUGCAGGACCCUGCCCGUGGAGAAAAUGGUUCAUUCUCGUCCUCAUCCCUUUUCCAGCCUUGCUAUUGUGCGCCAGUGAUUGACAAGACCACGAGGCUGAGCUCGCCCAGGAGAUUUUUCUAUAAAUGGCUUAAAACCCUGGUCUAGACUAUUCGCUCCGAUGUAAGGGGGACAAUCACCUUCUUGUUCUUUGCUGGUGAACCCUGGCUCUGUAGGGCGAACCUGGAAUUUAACCAGUCUGCCCUAAGCUAGCGGUGGAGGGCGAAAACAGCUGCGUCCUCCUGAAAGGUUGAAAGUGAAGGGCAGCCCUCCCAGGACGCUCUCCUUUGGGGCUGGUGCCCGGGUGCUUGGUCUUCCUCCUGUUGGCUUGGGUACCCGAGCGGAGCACGCGGUGUGAUGGACUGCAGUAACGGAUGCUCCCCAGAAUGUACCGGAGCAGCGGGAUCAAAAGAGAUGGUGGGGACUUUCAAGGCUAAAGAUCUAAUAAUCACACCAGCCACCGUUUUAAAGGAAAAACCAGACCCAGCGACUCUGGUUUUUGGAAGCAUUUUCACGGAUCACAUGUUGACCGUGGAGUGGUCCUCAGAGUUUGGAUGGGAUAAACCACAUAUCAAGCCGCUGCAGAACCUAUCAUUGCAUCCUGGCUCAUCAGCUUUCCAUUAUGCAGUGGAAUUAUUUGAAGGAUUGAAGGCAUUUCGAGGAGUAGAUAAUAAAAUUCGACUCUUUCGGCCAAACCUCAACAUGGAUAGAAUGUACCGAUCCGCUGUGAGGGCCACUUUGCCGGUAUUUGACAAGGAAGAGCUUUUAGAGUGCAUUCAACAGCUUGUGAAACUGGAUCAAGAAUGGGUCCCCUAUUCAACAACUGCUAGUCUCUAUAUUCGUCCUACAUUCAUUGGAACUGAGCCUUCCCUUGGAGUCAAGAAGCCUACCAAAGCCCUGCUCUUUGUAAUCUUGAGCCCAGUGGGACCUUAUUUUUCAAGUGGAACCUUUAAGCCUGUGUCCCUGUGGGCCAAUCCGAAGUAUGUCAGAGCCUGGAAAGGUGGGACUGGGGACUGCAAAAUGGGAGGGAAUUAUGGCUCAUCCCUUUUUGCCCAAUGUGAAGCAGUGGAAAACAGCUGUCAGCAGGUUCUGUGGCUGUAUGGAGAGGAUAAUCAGAUAACUGAAGUUGGAACCAUGAAUCUUUUUCUUUACUGGAUAAAUGAAGAUGGAGAAGAAGAACUGGCAACUCCUCCGCUAGAUGGCAUCAUUCUUCCAGGAGUGACGAGGCAGAGCAUUCUGGACCUGGCACGCAAGUGGGGUGAAUUUAAGGUGUCAGAGAGGUACCUCACCAUGGGUGAUUUGACAACAGCCCUGGAGGGGAACCGAGUGAGAGAGAUGUUUGGCUCGGGUACAGCCUGUGUUGUUUGCCCAGUUUCUGAUAUACUGUACAAGGGUGAGACUGUACACAUCCCAACUAUGGAGAAUGGUCCUAAACUUGCAAGUCGGAUCUUGGAAAAAUUGACUGAUAUUCAGUACGGAAGAGAAGAGAGCAACUGGACAAUCAUAGUAUCCUAAAUGGAAAAUACAGGAUAUCAUCUGUGUGCUAUGGAGACAAACUGUCGCAGUUGAAUUACAAUAGAUUUCUUUGGCUACCUGUUUUUAGUUGUGCCUAAUGUAGUUUGUGUUAUCAGUUGUUACCAGGUGAUUGUUUCCUCAUGCCAGAGAAAAUGAAUUGCAAUCAUCAAGUGGUAUUUUGUAAACUCAGUGUUAAAAGCUUACUUCACCUUCUCUUCAAAAGAUGAUAAUGUAAGCCAUACGGCAUAGACUUUUCCUCAAUAAUCUUAGUGCCUCCCUUAUUAGUUUCCUCAGAUACGAAAAUAUUUUCUUCCUUAGUAUAAGUUAUGUUCUGCUCCUCAACCAAAUGAGUUUCUUUGUGUUUGAAAACUGAUCUGAGUAGAUUUCAUAGGUAAUGUUUCCUGUGACGUUAUCUUCAUCUUCAGAAAAUGGCUGUGGGUUUUUGUUUUGUUUUGUUUUGUUUUUUGUUUUUUUAAUAAUCAAGACUGAAAAACUGGUAUUUCUGCUUUCACAUUUUUCUUUCCAGGCCCCUUAAAUCCAUCUUAAAGAGUAGAUCUCCUUUCUUCCUGAUGUCACAGUCUCCUCCAGGCUCUCCUUGUGCAUCAGCAGGACCUGUGCACAUCUCCACCAUUGUCCUUUCCACAUUGUAUUGUGAUUGGCUGUUUGUCAGCCUCCAACACAAGACUGAGGCUCUUGUGCCUUUGAGAUCUUUGUAUCCCCCUGCCUGGCACAUAAUAGGUACUCAUUAAAUAAUGAAUGAAUGAACAUUUAGCUUCUA